Molecule: messenger RNA, 972 nt
Organism: Penicillium argentinense
Lineage: Eukaryota; Fungi; Ascomycota; Eurotiomycetes; Eurotiales; Aspergillaceae
Product: acetolactate synthase regulatory subunit
Exons: 2
Coding region: 1-972 (323 amino acids)
Biological process (GO): branched-chain amino acid biosynthetic process
Cellular component (GO): mitochondrial nucleoid; acetolactate synthase complex
Molecular function (GO): acetolactate synthase regulator activity
Source: RefSeq, a predicted model, not a curated record
AUGGCAUUCCGGCGCCCCUCGACGCUCGCAGCGUCAGCGUCGCUGCUCUCGUCGGCAACCGCUGCCAGUCGGUCUCGCACCGCCGGCGCUCUGCCUCGUUUCAAUGGCUUCCGCUCCUCUUCCAGCUCGACCUCAGCCUUGGCCUACAAGGCAUUGCACCGUCGGUCUCCCCUCCCCCUGCCGGUCUCCGAUGCCUCGCCUCAAUGGGAUGCUCCGACUGCCGUCUCGAGCAUUCUGUACGAGACGCCCGUUCCUCCUAGCAACCCCCCGAAGCGACACAUCCUGAACUGCCUUGUGCAGAACGAGCCCGGCGUGUUGUCCCGAGUGUCCGGAAUUCUGGCUGCCCGUGGCUUCAACAUUGACAGUUUGGUGGUGUGCAAUACGGAGGUCGAGGACCUCUCCCGCAUGACCAUUGUGCUUAAGGGUCAGGAUGGUGUUGUUGAGCAGGCUCGCCGCCAGCUGGACGACCUGGUUCCCGUUUGGGCUGUCCUGGAUUACACCGAUUCCGCUCUGGUGCAGCGUGAGCUCUUGCUCGCCAAGGUCUCCAUCCUGGGUCCUGAGUUCUUUGAGGAGCUCCUGCAGCACCACCGUGAGAUCACCACUCCCACCGAGAGCCUGGAGAAGGACAAGCAGAGCGGCCAUUCCAUUGAGCAGAUCGAGUACCACCCUCGCAAUCUGCCUCCCAGCCAGGCUCUACGCCACAAGCACGAGCACCUGGACGCUAUCACCCGCCUGACCCACCAAUUCGGUGGUAAGGUUUUAGACAUCAGCACCAACAACUGCAUUGUCGAGCUCUCCGCCAAGCCCAACCGUAUCGACUCCUUCCUCAAGCUCAUCGGCCCCUUCGGUAUCCUCGAGUCCACCCGAACCGGUCUCAUGGCCCUGCCCCGCUCCCCUCUGUCUGAGCAGACCGAGGAGCUCGAGAAGGAGGCCGCCGACGUUGUUGAUGCCAGCACCCUGCCCCCCGGCUAA